Limanda limanda (common dab) is the source of this 2151-nucleotide messenger RNA. RefSeq names its product pro-neuregulin-3, membrane-bound isoform. The transcript is spliced from 9 exons. Gene Ontology annotation, biological process: intracellular signal transduction; nervous system development; animal organ development. Gene Ontology annotation, molecular function: chemorepellent activity. Bases 1 to 2151 code for a protein of 716 amino acids. NCBI's taxonomy places the organism in Eukaryota, Metazoa, Chordata, Actinopteri, Pleuronectiformes, Pleuronectidae. The record is from RefSeq and is a predicted model, not a curated record.
AUGAGCCAUAAAGGACGGCAGGGAAGGAUGAGCGAGUGUUCCGGAGCAGCUGUAUCCGGAGUGGUGAUCCUGGAGGAGCCUGAGGUUUCAGGGGCAACCGGGGGCCGUCGGGAGGGCCAGGCCCAGGAUCAAGGUCCCCUCCGCUGUGCCGUUUGGCCACGCCAGCAGACAUGGCUGUGUGUGGUCCCUUUACUUAUCGGUUUCAUUGGCCUUGGAUUGAGCUUGAUGCUGUUGAAAUGGAUUGUUGUUGGCACAGUGCGGGAUUAUGUGCCGACGGACUUGGUGGAUGCUAAUCGAAUAGGCCAGGAUCCUAUCUUCCUCUCCAAGCCAAGCGGGAUUCCCAAAAGUCCCGAUACUACCACAACUACGAUUACUCCCACAGCUGAUGGCGGGAACCCAACGGCUAGAACUGUAACUGUUGCUAAAGGUAGAGCUCGCUCAACCGCUACAACCACUACUAUAAACCCCAGAGGAGGUGGAGCCUCGGGGAGCCAAGUAACCCCUCGGAAUCAUGGAAAUCGUAACGGACGUGGACCUUCAGGUUUUACUACAACCACAGCAGCACCAAGGACCACCUUCAUAAUUGGAGCAGCGACAUCUAGCCCCUCUCCGUCCAAUCCGACCGUGCUACAUGACUCAACGCAGAUGUGGACCCCGGCGCAUACUACUACUGAGACCGCCUCCACUACGCUCACCACCCGUACACAUGGCCACCGCAAAGCACCGUCUCCGACCGUCCCUCCGCUGCACUCGGAGCAUUUCAAACCCUGUCAUGAGAAGGACCUGGCGUACUGCCUGAACGCCGGCGAGUGCUUUGUCAUCGAGACGCUCAGCGGGCCCCACAAGCACUGCAAGUGUCGGGAAGGCUACCAGGGAAUCCGCUGUGACCAGUUUCUGCCGAAGACCGACUCCAUCCUGUCCGACCCAAAUCACUUGGGCAUCGAGUUUAUGGAGAGCAAAGAGGUGUACAAGAGACAGGUGCUGUCACUCACAUUCAUCGCCAUGACGAUCAGCCUCCUGGGAACGCUGUGUAUGGCCCUCUACUGCCGCAACAAGAGACGCAGAGAGAAGCUUCAGGCUCAUCUGAAGGAGAGUCGCAGUCUGAAGAACUACUCUGCAAACUCCCACAAUCCCCUGGAGGCCAAGACGAGGGCCCAGAACACCAACCUGCAAAUGCACGAGUUCUGCAAGCGCUCCUCGCCGCCUCGCCAGGGAAACGUGUGUGACUCCAGCUUCGCUCACUGCAACAUCACCGCCGCCGCCGCCGGGACAGCGUCCAGCAUCUCCAGAGGCACCGCCAAACACCACAGCCCAGAUCAGAAAACCCGGGCAGCCCAUUGGUCGGCGUCCCGCAGGACCCCGCCCAUUCCCAGGGGACGGCUAAAUCCAAUGGGAGUGUCCAAGUUUUCAGGCCCCGCCUACCAACACCUGCAGGAAGUCGACUCCACCGAGAAGGAAGCUGAGGCACAAAGACGAUGCCAAACACAGGGAGGUAAGCCGGGCGACGACCCCAGACAAGAUGCCCUCCUACAUAUGCAAGCUGCUGUUUCCAUGGAGACGACGUCCCUGUCCCCUUGGAGCGGUGGCUCUGAGGUACGUUCAGGCCCGUGUGUUCACUCCGAGUCCAACGACUCAAGUCCUGCCACCCGCAGCCUGCGGAGGCCCGGCCGCCGCCAAGGCCACUCCCCGCCUCCUCCCUUUCGCUCCUGCUCGAUCCCAAUCAUCCCUUCCGUCCAGUGUCACCAUGACAACGAGGUGUCGUGUAUGCAAACCAGUGUCACUCCGGCAACCGUCGCAAAGUCCGUCCCCUGCGGAGCCACGCCCUGCAAGGAUGAGAGGAGAGGGAGGGCGGCGCACGUGGAUUUGUCGUCUUCUUCCUGCUCGCCCGUCACUGGCCAGCAGCAGGAGGAGGUGUCGCUGCUGCUUGAGGAGGCGCAGGAGCAGCUCAGGGCGCUGGCCCAGGCUCACAGGAAGCAGGAGGAGGGCGGGGUCAGCAGCGGCGGAGUGGCGGCGGCGCCGGCCAGAGAAACAGUUUGCUUCCUGAACCUUACGGGAGGAAGCGCUGGCGUGCUGAGCUGUAACAGACCCACGAAGACCCAGCUGCUCAGCCCCAGCCUAUCACACAGAGACCUGGGCCACGCCGGCCAAUGA